AUGGAACCAGGCCAAUUGUCACCUCAAAAGGAGCAGGAAAUUGCGCUGAAGAUCCUGGAGAGAGCAGAGCUUGCUCAGAUGACUCGCCAGCUCAAGAUGGGUCUUGGAAAAGUGACGACGCCAAAGAAGAGUUUACGCGCGUCACCGGUGAAACUGGGGGUUUCAAAAGCUACAAUGGACGGUGCUCGAGUGUCACCAUUGAAACGUAGACGCUCGUUUGGAAAUACACUCCGUGGAGCAGUGGGAGACCUGGGAGACGGGAUAACGGAGCGUGCAAAGAGUCCCACAAAACGCGUCGCUGCUACACCUCCUGGAAGUCCCGUGGGCAACGCAAGACGGCCCAGCAUCGAACUGACGGCGCCACAAACUCCACGAGCACGCUCGUCGGGAUCAGCAAACGGUGCAGGCACCGGAACGGGUUCUGAGGACCACGAAUUGGGCGCAGACUUGCUGAUGUAUCUGGCGACCAGUCCCUAUACGUCUUCUUCGUCUAAACCGGGCUCGAAUACACAUCUGCAGGCUCCACAAACACCUUCUGCACGAAUCCCCACGACGCCAUCAGCGUCCCAGACGCAUUUAAGAACUCAAGGAGCAGCUGCUUCGCCGCAUUCCACGUUUAAAGUGCCGGGUCUGGCUGCCGCACACCACACCACCCCGUCCCAUUCAGCGUCCAACUCGCAGUUUUCAGAUAUCAUGGAGUCGCCCCAAAUAUCGCUCUAUAUGCCUUCGUCAACGCCGCGUAAACGUCGUGGUUCUACGGUCAAGACAGGCAUGGGUUCCAGUGCCCAAAACCUUGCUGUUCCUGGAACACCGAACUUCAACAUGGGUGACUACGUCCACAAUCUAUUUAGUCCAUCACCGCGUGUUACGAGCGGGUCUCUCAGAGACUCCAAGAAGGAAUAG
Messenger RNA from Lachancea lanzarotensis, 903 nucleotides. It is a transcript of the gene STB1, whose product is annotated as LALA0S05e05050g1_1. The record is from RefSeq and is a predicted model, not a curated record. Lineage: Eukaryota; Fungi; Ascomycota; Saccharomycetes; Saccharomycetales; Saccharomycetaceae. Bases 1 to 903 code for a protein of 300 amino acids. The transcript has a single exon.